Molecule: messenger RNA, 183 nt
Organism: Colletotrichum gloeosporioides
Lineage: Eukaryota; Fungi; Ascomycota; Sordariomycetes; Glomerellales; Glomerellaceae
Exons: 2
Coding region: 1-183 (60 amino acids)
Source: RefSeq, a predicted model, not a curated record
AUGUCGAAGUUGUUCUGGUGCGGGGGGCGGGAGCGACAUUCAUCGUUCCUUUCAUAUUGCAACACUACGAAACCACACGACCAUCCAUCAUCUGCAUCAUCACAAACCUUCUCAUUCCGCCACAACGGUCUCUCUGCAUCGGCCAACGACACCAGAGGGAUAACGAAGAACAUGAAGCCUUGA